Malassezia pachydermatis is the source of this 2916-nucleotide messenger RNA. RefSeq lists its product as hypothetical. Gene Ontology annotation, biological process: autophagy; vesicle-mediated transport; endosomal vesicle fusion. Gene Ontology annotation, cellular component: fungal-type vacuole membrane; cytoplasm. Bases 1 to 2916 code for a protein of 971 amino acids. The record is from RefSeq and is a predicted model, not a curated record. Lineage: Eukaryota; Fungi; Basidiomycota; Malasseziomycetes; Malasseziales; Malasseziaceae. The transcript is spliced from 2 exons.
AUGCCCAGCGCGUUUGCGUGGCGCGUCCUUGCCUCCGCUGUGCCGGACUGUACGGCAGCAGCGUACGAUCCUCGGCAUGCGAAGGGCGGCGACGUGUCGCCGUACAUCGGUACGUCGCAGGGCCACAUCUACCGAGGCGAUCCAUCGUCGUCGCAGUCGCUUACGCGGCGGCGCAUUGACCAGCUCUGCCCCAUUCCUGGCACAGCGUGGAUGGCCGCGUUGUCCGAUUCGUACGUGCACCUUGUAUCGACAUCCGAUGCCCCAGGCGAGCCAUGCCGGCUGCCCCACUCCAAAGGCGCGCGGCAGAUGCUCGCGGCGUCAUGGCAGGAGGCCCGUACAGAUACGGCGCACGCCUCGACAACGAAUGCCGCGGUAGCGCCGGCGCGUGCGGUCGGUCUGCGUGGUAUGGACGAGGUAGCCCGUGCGAAGCAACGAGCAACGAGCGAUGUGCAAGUAAGUGCGUUGGCCAUCGCAUGCAAGCAUAGCCUCGUCCUGUACCGCUGGCACGAUGGCCAGUUUUGGGAUGCGAAAAUCGUAGCGUUGCCACGUACGCCGCAAACGCUGGCGUUUGCGCCGGACGGCGGCGUGGUGUUUGUCGGCUAUGGCGCGUACGAAUAUGCACGUGUUGUCGUGCCGCCGCUCCAGGCGUCCAGCUUGGCGUGGCGGGCCUUGCCGCCUGAUGCGAUGACAUCCACAGACUGUCUCGAUACCUGCGCCUGGGACCUGUUUGCCGUCUCUCUCCCGCGCGGCACCGACGCGCCCGAGGCACGCGCGACCACCACGUGGUGGUCGCGCGCGAAGCGGCCACGGGCGUUGGGCUUAGCGCAGGAUGUCCUGUUGGCGACAGAUGCGGGUGCGACAUUUGUUGACGCACAGGGCCGUGCGUCGCGCGCGCACAAGGCCACGUCGACGCUCGCAUGGGACGCGCCGCCCUGGGCCGCCUUCUAUGCUGCGCCGUACCUUGUGCUGCAAGAAUCCGCGCAGCAAUGGGGCGUCUUUAUGGCCUCGACGUUACGUCGUGAGCAAACGCUCCAGGUGCCUGACGAUGCAGGCGAGGUGCGUGUGGUGCAUAGUAGCCGUGGACCUCGUGAUGAGGGUGCGACAUCCGUGCUCGUGUACACGUCAGCAAAGGUGCCAGGGCCUGGCACGCUAUGGACAUGGGACCGUCGUGCGUGGGACGAACAAGUAGAAGCGCUCGCCGCGCAAGGCGAGUACCGCGAAGCGCUCGCGCUGCUUGACGCGCUGGAGGGACCGACCGAUGCGACGUGGGAUGCGCGACGGCAGCAUAUGUGUGCGUUGGUCGGCACGCAGGCCAUGCAGCAGCGCUUGUACGAUGAGGCGAUCGACCAGUUUAUGGCGAUUGAUAUGAAUCCAGCGCAUGUGCUUGCGAUGUACCCCGCCUCGAUUUCCGGCGCGUUGGCGCAGCCGCGCUCGCACUGGCUCGCUAUGGUCGGCGCGCCGGUGCCGCCAAAGGCGGCAGCCACCACUACCACCACCACCGACGACGACGACGAUACCUCCGCGCUCUCGGCGCCGGCGCUCGAUGCCUUGGCGCGCUUCCUCAACGAUCGGCGGCGUUUGCUGCGGCCCCUGGUCGCGUCGUAUACACAUACGCAUCCGCUCGAUACGUCGGUCCUGCUAUCGCUACCUGCGUGGGCAUGCCCGCUCACGUCGCUCACGCCCGAGCAGGGCAUGGCUAUGGCCCAGGCUGUCGACACCGCGCUCUUCCACGUCUUCCUACGUACGAAGCCGAGCUUGGUCGGACCGAUGUGCCGCGUGGCGAAUUGGUGCCAAGUGGCGGACGUGGAGGCUCAGCUGCGCGCGCAUGGCAAGAUGGACGAGCUGCUUGCGCUGUACCGCGGCAAGGCGAUGCAUUCCGAGGCCAUGGCGCUCCUGCGAGCACGGUACACAGCGGCAACGGCAGCGGCAGCGGCAGCGGCGGACGACGAUGCGCAGAGGGAGGCGACAGAGCCAGCGCUAGCGCUGCAAGCGGCCAUCCAGUACUUGCAAGCGCUGGAGGCAGACCAUGUGGACUUGAUGCUCGACGAAGCGCCGUGGAUUCUUGACGCGGCGCCUGACGAGGGCCUGGCGAUCUUCACGUGCGAAGAGCACUUGACGACGUUGCCGCCGAUGCGCGUCGCGCAUGCGCUUGCGCAGCACGCGCCUACGUUGGCCAUCACGUACAUGGAGCGCGUGCUCGCUGCGAUGCCUGCAGCGGACGUACCGCCCGCGCUGCCUACGUUCCUCGCGACGCUGUACCUGACCGCCGCCGCAGCGCACUCCGACGUGGCCAUGAGCACGCUCGAGCAUUUCUUGCACACGUCGACGUCGUACGAUGCCGCGGCCGUGCUUCAGGCGAUGCCCCCACGUCCGGCAAUGCCGCGUAUUCGUGCGUGGCUGCUGGGCCGCGUGCAGCGGCAUGCCGAGGCGCUCACGCUGUACCUAUGUGACCUAAACGACAUGGCCGCUGCGGCGCGGUACUGCGACGUGUACGACGGCGAUGUGCUUACGUUGUUCGUGCGUAUCGUGGUCGAGCAUCGGCGUGCAUGGCUGCCUGAGGCUUUGCGUGUGCUUACGCGGCAUGCGCGUCACGUCGACAUGGCGGCGAUUCUCCCGCUGCUCCCUGCCUCGGUCCCAGUCCAGGACGUGGCGGCGCUUUGUACACGCGCGUGGCGAUGGCGCGCCGCGCAGCGGGACGAGAUUCGGGUGCAGCAAGCGCUGUACGAAGCGCAAGACGUGCGGCUUACGACGCAGGUGCGCGCGCUGCAAGCGCGGCAUGUGCUUGUAUCGGACGGCCGGACGUGCACAUUGUGCCAGCGCCGCUUGGGCCACGCGGUGCUCGCGGUGAUGCCUGCGACGGGUGCGACGAUGCACUACUACUGCGCGAUGAAGCCGGACGCUCCAGGCGGGAUAUAG